Messenger RNA from Didymodactylos carnosus, 564 nucleotides. Lineage: Eukaryota; Metazoa; Rotifera; Eurotatoria; Philodinida; Philodinidae. The record is from the annotation of a GenBank genome assembly.
AUGUCUACACCUAAAAUUAUUCGAUUCAAGUUAACAAACGGGGAUACAUUUGGCAUUUUUCUCGACAAUUUAAACAAAUAUCCUGACACAUUUUUGUCAAAAUUAGUCACAAACGAAGGCAUUUUUCAUUCAAGAACAGACUUCGAUGGAGAUUGUUUUGUUUUGGAUGAACAUUCUCAGAUAUUUGAUUCUAUUCUACAAUUUUAUCGAUACGGUAUUCUUGAGCUACCAGAUCGAUUUGAUUCUGUGAAACAAGAUAUUAUUGAUAAAUACUUGUUACCGGUUGAACUUGUUAGUAAUCAGUUAUCAUCAGAAAAAAUUCCAUUUUACAUCACUGUACAUGAUUGUCAAAUAUUUGGAAAAGAGUCGGGCGUGUUAACUACAACUGGACCGCCCGUAAACACCAUUUCAGAAUUAAUGGAAUGCCCAUUUUCGAUUAUGUCUGAUGUUUAUAUUAAAACUCAUUACAUGAAUGUUGUAAAUUAUUUGAGUACAAAAGGCUAUAUAGUGGAACUAUGGAGUGGACAUGAGCAUGCCACCGUCAUGAUGAAAAAAAUGAAGUAG